GUUCGGCGCUCCAUCGGCUCGGCUCGACGCGAUUCACAGCGGCUCGGCUCGGAUCGGAUCGGAUCAAAGCGGAUCGGGUCGGACUAGAGCUCGGCACAGCUCGGCUCGGCACAGCCCGGCUCGGCACAGCCCGGCUCGGCACAGCCCGGCUCGGCACAGCCCGGUCGCGGCCGGGAUGGCGGUGCCGGAGCCGGACGCGCGGCUGGCGCAGGAGAAGGAGGAGGAGAGCGAGGAGGAGAGCGAGGUGCUGGAGGAGAGUCCGUGCGGCCGCUGGCAGAAGCGCCGCGAGCAGGUGAACCAGGGGAACAUGCCCGGCAUCCAGAGCACCUUCCUGGCCAUGGACACGGAGGAGGGCGUGGAGGUGGUGUGGAACGAGCUGCUCUUCACCGACAAGAAAGCUUUCAAGGCCCACGAGGAGAAGAUCAAGACCAUGUUUGAGCAGCUGGUGCUGGUGGAUCACCCCAACAUUGUGAAGCUGCACAAGUACUGGCUGGACGUGAAGGACAGCAAGGCUCGGGUGAUCUUCAUCACCGAGUACGUGUCCUCGGGCAGCCUCAAGCAGUUCCUGAAGAAAACCAAGAAGAACCACAAGGCCAUGAACGCCCGGGCCUGGAAGCGCUGGUGCACCCAGAUCCUCUCGGCUCUCAGUUUCCUGCACUCCUGUGAGCCCCCCAUCAUCCACGGCAACCUGACCAGCGACACCAUCUUCAUCCAGCACAACGGGCUCAUCAAGAUCGGCUCCGUUUGGCACCGGGUGUUCGCCAGCGCGCUCCCGGACGAUCUGCGCAGCCCCAUCAGGAUCGAGCGCGAGGAGCUGCGGAACCUGCACUUCUUCCCGCCGGAGUAUGGCCAGCGCGCUGAUGGCACGGCCGUGGACAUUUUCUCCUUCGGGAUGUGCGCGCUGGAGAUGGCCGUGCUGGAGAUCCAGACCAACGGGGACACGCGGGUGUCGGAGGAGGCGAUCGCCAGAGCGCGGCACUCGCUGGACGACCCCAACAUGAGGGAGUUCAUCCUGUCCUGCCUGACCCUGAACCCCGACAAGCGCCCCACGGCCAACAGCCUCCUGUUCCACCGCGUGCUCUUCGAGGUGCACUCGCUGAAGCUGCUGGCGGCACAUUGCUUCAUCAACCACCAGUAUCUGAUGCCGGAGAACGUGGUGGAAGAGAAGAUCAAGGAGCUGGACCUGAACAUGGUGAUGGCCGAGAUCCGCAGGGAGGGGCGGCCCGGGGCGCAGUGGAGGUACUCCGAGGUUUCCUUCCUGGAGCUCGACAAGUUCCUGGAGGAUGUCAGGAACGGGAUUUACCCCCUGAUGAACUUCGCCGUGUCCCGGCCCCUGGCCCUGCCCCGCGCGCUCUCCCAGCCCCAGGAGGAAUCCCAGAAAGCCAAAACUCCCACACCAGAGCCCUUCGACGUGGAGACCAGGAAGGUGGUGCAGAUGCAGUGCAACAUGGAGCUCAACGAGGACAAGAGCCAGUGGCACCUCACGCUCCUGCUCAUCCUGGAGGACAAACUGCACCGGCAGCUCAGCUACGACCUGCUGCCCACCGACAAUUCCCGGGAUUUGGCCACAGAGCUGGUGCACUAUGGAUUCAUCCACGAGGAUGACUGUGAGAAGCUGGCCACGUUCCUGGAGAGCGCCUUCCACAAGCACCGCUCCCAAGCCCUGUGAGCUCCCAGGGGACACAGGUGCUGCCCUGGGGGGGUCCCAAAGGGCUCCUGAGCCCCCAAAACGCAGCAGGACUCGCCUGGCCGGGCCCUGGGCCCACGGGCACUGCCCAAUCCGUGCUCUGGGAAGGCAGGAGCUGCUGCAGGACUCGGCAAACAGCAGGAGCUGCAUCCCAGGACGUUGGGAAUUGUGGGCCCUGCUCCCAAGGGGGUGUGGGGGACUGGGCAGCACCCCCACAGCCCCUCCCCCCGGGGUUUGGGGAGCUGCUGCAGGAGCCCCACGGGGUCUGUGUCCCUCUGGAGUGAUCAGCCUUUCCAAGCUGUUUGUUCCCUCGCUGCCAUCCGGACUGGUCCAGCUCCCCCCGUGCCACAGCCUGGAUUUCUACAGGUUUGGGGCCAGAGCCCUCACCACGAGCUGGGACUGUGUGAGCUGGACAUGAAGGGCUGGAGGAGGAGUCCCAGCAAUCCCGACCCAUCCCUGCUCCCACACACAGGGAUCAGCAGGAAUCUCAUUCUGUGUCACCCCCAGCUCCUCCUGCAGCCUUCCAAAACCUCAGCCCUUCAGCAGCAAGCCCUGGUGCCUCCCCCCAUCCCCCGUGGUGGCUGCAGUGCCAGUCCCUGGCUGGGGAUGGGAGGGUUGGCACUGUCACCUCCCCAGGGCUGCCCCGUGCCAGGGACACGCUGAGCUGGACAGAAAUGGAAGCAGGAAUUGGCAGGAGCUGUGUGGGGCUGCUCCUGCAAUGCCAGGAAAAACUGAGCUGAAAUCCUGCAGUGCCAGGGAGAACUGAGCUGAAAUCCUGCUCCUGCUGUGCCAUAGGAAACGGAUCUGACAUCCUGCU
Molecule: messenger RNA, 2504 nt
Organism: Catharus ustulatus (Swainson's thrush)
Lineage: Eukaryota; Metazoa; Chordata; Aves; Passeriformes; Turdidae
Gene: NRBP2
Product: nuclear receptor binding protein 2
Exons: 18
Coding region: 176-1669 (497 amino acids)
Biological process (GO): protein phosphorylation; endoplasmic reticulum to Golgi vesicle-mediated transport; intracellular signal transduction
Cellular component (GO): cytoplasm; endomembrane system
Molecular function (GO): protein serine/threonine kinase activity; ATP binding
Source: RefSeq, a predicted model, not a curated record